AUGACUAUAGAAAAUAGAAGUUUACAAGAUAUUAUUAUUGAUACUGUUCAAAAUGCUAUUGUUAUUACAAAAGUUCCUAGUUUAUUGUAUGCAUUUAGACAUAUUGCUGCUUUGAUUAUGAAUUUCCAUAAUUAUAAUACUGGUCUUGAAAAAACUUCUGAUUAUAUGAUGUCUUUCCUUCAAAAUCAAACUGAUUCUUUAUCAAAAACAUUUAAGAUUUUGAUGAUUGUCGGAUGUGUUUGUUUGCCAAUCAUUAUUUUAAUUGUUAUUUGGUCAACAGCGAGAUGGAUGUCUUCGCAGAAGAAGAAAAUAUAUGCUUGUUUCAACGCAUUGCCAAAAACAGUUCUUUCUAAAAUGAUUGAGAAAAUGAACACGCAAACAGAAGUAAGAGAUAAUGAUGCAUCAGAGAAAGUAGAUCAGGUUGAUGUAAAAAGAUUACACAUGGAAGAAAAGACAAUUGCUAUAUUAAGAUCAGGUGAAAUGAAUAGUGAUCAAAACAAAAAAGCAACGAUUAUUUGUUAUUCAUUUGUUUUAAUUGUUAUUAUGGUUGUCAACAUUAUUUUGAUUUGUUUCUGGUAUAUCAAUGGCUUAUCUAAUUAUAAUGAAUCAACACCACAACUUCAUCAAGUUGUUCAUUCAUUUAAUUAUGCUUAUGAAGCAAAUUUGAUGUUGCAUAUGUUAUCUAUUCUUUCUGUUAGUUCAUUUAAUAUUCUUGGCUUGCCAACACAAGUAUUGGCACAAAUGGUUCCAAGUUAUAUUUCUGAAGCUGAAGAACACUUUAAGUUAAUGAUAUUUGGUGAUCCUGAUCAAAAUAUUGAUCCUAUUUAUGGUUUCAUUGAUGCUGGUGACGAUAAAUUUAGAAACAGAGAUUGCGAUGUUGAUGAUGAAAACUUGACUUCUUUUCAGAUUUAUAAGUGUUCUGAUGAAGUUUCUAAGUUCAUGAAGAUGAUUGAUUUGACAAGAAGAGUUUAUAUAUUACAACAAGUCCAAAACAAUAGAGUUGAUGCAAGUAGUGAUGAUUUGAAAUUGUUGUGGUUCUUCUCUACUGAAAAUGUUUUAGGUGAAAUGUUCUUGCCAUUGUAUGGAGCAGUUCAAUCUUCUUUAAAGAGCAUUUUCACAAAGACAAAAGAUGAAUUAUACGCUGAAACAAUUAUUUUAGCUGUUGUUGCUUUGAUUAUUGUUAUUUGUUAUUGUGCAAGUUUGUUGAAAUCAACCGAAGAAGUCAAAAUGAUUUUGUAUCAAUUGUUACAUGCUCCUGCAUCAACAAUUCUACAAAGUGAUUACAUCAUGACUAUUUUAUCAGGUGAUUUCGCAACAAAGGCAAGAACAGGACAAGCUGUUGAUGAUGCAGCGUUCGAAGAAGUUGCUGCUAAUUUCCCUGAUGGUAUUUGCACAAUUGAAGGAAAUCAAUUGGCAAACAUGAACCAUUUCGCUAAAGAUUUCUUUGGAAAUAGCCAUGAUAUACCUGAUGAUGUCGAUUUCAACUAUGCAAGAGGUAAUUUCUCAAAGGAUUUCUUGCUUGAAAUUGGAGAGAAAUCUGCAAUUGCUUCAAUACAAAAGUAUGGUGGAAAGAUUUAUUUGAUAUUGAGAGAUAACACAAAUAUCAAAGCAAUGGAAGCAGAAUUAGCCUAA
Molecule: messenger RNA, 1632 nt
Organism: Trichomonas vaginalis G3
Lineage: Eukaryota; Parabasalia; Trichomonadida; Trichomonadidae
Product: guanylate cyclase protein
Exons: 1
Coding region: 1-1632 (543 amino acids)
Source: RefSeq, a predicted model, not a curated record